CCAGCCACCUCCGGAGUCGCCGCCAGUGCUCUCCUCGCCCCGGACCGAGGCUGCUGCUCGCCCCUCAGGCCGACGCCAUGAAGAUCAAGGAUGCCAAGAAACCAUCUUUCCCAUGGUUUGGCAUGGACAUUGGGGGAACGCUAGUGAAGCUCUCAUAUUUUGAACCUAUUGAUAUCACAGCAGAGGAAGAGCAAGAAGAAGUUGAGAGCUUAAAAAGUAUUCGGAAAUAUUUGACUUCGAACGUAGCAUAUGGAUCUACUGGCAUUCGAGAUGUACACCUUGAACUGAAGGAUUUAACGCUUUUUGGGCGAAGAGGGAACUUGCACUUUAUCAGAUUUCCAACCCAGGACCUUCCUACUUUUAUCCAAAUGGGAAGAGAUAAAAACUUCUCAACAUUGCAAACGGUGCUAUGUGCUACAGGAGGUGGUGCUUAUAAGUUUGAAAAAGAUUUUCGCACAAUUGGAAACCUCCACUUGCACAAACUGGAUGAACUUGACUGCCUUGUAAAGGGCUUGCUGUAUAUAGAUUCUGUCAGUUUUAAUGGACAAGCAGAGUGCUAUUAUUUUGCUAACGCCUCAGAACCUGAACGCUGCCAAAAGAUGCCUUUUAACCUGGACGAUCCUUACCCACUGCUGGUAGUGAAUAUUGGUUCCGGAGUUAGUAUUUUAGCAGUCCAUUCCAAAGACAACUAUAAACGAGUGACUGGGACAAGCCUUGGAGGGGGUACCUUUCUGGGUUUAUGCAGUUUAUUGACUGGUUGUGAAAGUUUUGAGGAGGCUCUUGAAAUGGCAUCCAAAGGUGACAGCACCCAUGCUGACAAGCUGGUCCGUGAUAUUUAUGGAGGCGAUUAUGAAAGAUUUGGUCUACCAGGCUGGGCUGUAGCAUCUAGUUUUGGAAAUAUGAUUUAUAAGGAGAAGCGAGAAUCUGUUAGUAAAGAAGAUCUGGCAAGAGCUACUUUAGUCACUAUCACCAAUAACAUUGGUUCUGUGGCACGAAUGUGUGCUGUUAAUGAGAAAAUAAACAGAGUUGUCUUCGUUGGAAACUUUUUACGUGUCAAUACUCUCUCAAUGAAACUCCUGGCAUAUGCACUGGAUUAUUGGUCUAAGGGUCAACUGAAAGCAUUGUUUCUAGAACAUGAGGGAUACUUCGGAGCAGUUGGUGCACUUCUUGGGCUACCAAAUUUCAGCUAAAGCAUCAGGUCUCUUUUUCCUAAUGUCAUCCAAGAGGAACUGAACCAGAGGCAUUAUUACUCCGCUGUUUGUCACUGGGAACCAAAGGAUAAAAGCACUAUUCUUGUUGAUGUGAAGUGUCAGAGUGGUGAGCUGCUGAAUGUUGCCAUAUGAAAAGAGAGCUUGGUAACAUAUGAAGUGUUUCUCACUGAAAUGCUUUCCCUGUUGUAUAUAGCCAGUAUUAAAUCCUUACAUGCAAUACAGCCUCUUAUUAUUGAGCUUCCUUUCCAAAAGGUUUUCUAUUCAUCUUAUGUAGCCACUUGCAGUACUGUAUGCUCAAAUACAAAUCUUAAAGUCUAACAUAUUUGUUUAGCUUAAAAAAUAUUUGAUUUCAAGUAUCUGUUACAAAUCUGUUUAUGUGUGUUUUGGUUACUAGUGAAUGGACAUAUCUUGUGUCAAAAAUUACUGAAAUGGCAAUCAAAGAUGAUAAUUUUUAUGAGGUUUUAGAAAUGUUCCAGCAAUAUUAUUAUUUUAAUUCUUCUAACCUAUCCCCCCACCCCCAAAAGCAUGUUUAUGCGAUCUUCCCCAGAGGUAUAACUUUUCUCAAAUGCCAUAUUUUCAUUGAAGUACUACUGUUAAAUUUUAGCCUGAAUUAAUACAUCAACCCUGGAAAAUCCACAUGCUUGGUAACAUUACAUUUUGUGUUUUAUGUUAGGUAGCAUAUGUUAAAAUGUUUAAUGUUACUUUAAAAUGAGAGGCUUUUACUUUCCUAUUUGGGAGUCUGUCUAAUAAGGUCCUUGGACUGUUCUAGUGGAAUGUGGUUUGAGUACAUUGAAGAUUUCUGUGCUUUUUUCUCUACCACAUUGAUCUCAGGCCCAGACUUGGUCGAUCAUCUUUUUUUAUCAGAUACGAACCAUCCAAGCUAAAGACUGUUCUCCAAGUGGAUGUUUCGGAAACCUAAAAUGUUAUUUUGCAACUUCGUGGGAGUCUGAGGCGGCAUUGCAGAAUUAUAAAACAAUCAGUGUUUCAUACCCUGGUGAUAAUAGCAUUAUAGUUCCAAACUUUGUAAGUCCUUGGAAUGUAUUCGCCAUUUUGAAUUUGUGUUUUACAAUGUUACAGAACCUUUCUGGUUUUUACAGUGACAGUAACAUUUUGAGCUCCAGAAGUUCAGUGAAUUUGUUCAAAUAACCAUUGCUUAAGGUUUAGGAAGAAAAAAAGACUUUGGGGAAAAUUCACCUCUGUAAAUUACCAGUACUAGAAGUACCUUGAAGAGUUUGGAAACUGUUUACACUGCAUGAAGGAAGUAUUACUAUAUCUUUUUAUAGAUCAGAGUUUGGCCCAGGAGGGAGCAAUUUUCAUUAGACUGUAAGAGGUGCUUGAUAAAGACAUUUCUCCGUGUAGAUUUCAGUUUGUGCUCAUACAUUCAAAAUCUGGUUUUCUUUACCUAAAGAUAUGAAUAUAUGAAUAGUAGGAAUUGACUAGGGAGAAAAGCACAUAAAUCAUUUUUUAGAGUUUAUACUAUUUUGGAACUUUGAAGUCUGUGAGUUAGUAGUCCUUUCAAAACCUACAAAGACUUCAUGUUUUUUUCCUUUAAUAUUUUCAUUGUAUUGACUAGAUAUUUCAGCCAAAUGUCACUGGGUCAGUUUGUGUUAAAAGUUUCUGAUUUGAGGAUCUGUACAGAAGAGAAUCUUGUUAAAUGAUAGUAACUACAAACGUUAUACCUGUGGCAAACUCUGUUAGCAGCUAUUGAUGUAGGGCAGUCUUUAAGGGAAAAAACAGUGUCAUCAAAAUCUGUUUUAAGAUAGUUCAGUCAUAGUGACUGUAAUUGAUUUAUGUUGUCCUCAAACUGAAGCUACCUGCUAAAAAAUGUAUGUGAAGUGAACAGCCAUCUCACCAAUGUUGCUCUUAGCUUCUCUGUUUGCAACCUAGAAUUACUGGAGUGGUAAGUAGGAACUUGUGAAGGCUGCCAAGAUUUCAAUGUUCUUAUGAUCUCAGAUUUUCUGUAAGCAUACUGCUCUGGGAAAUAGGUUUGAUGUGGAGGCAGCAUAAUGCCUCAAAGCCUGUUCUUGAACAGUGCUGUCUAAUAGUAAUAAAAUGGGAACCAUGUACACAGUCUGUUUUAAGUAAGCACACUGAAAACAGUUCACUUUGGAGAUGCUCUUCCACUUAGAAUGGGGCUGUGUCGUGUAAACCUCGCCUAAGUCGAAAGCAUCCCAAGUUACAAGUGGGCAUGUUGGUAGGAGUGACGGGAUCUGAAAACACAGUAUCUGAAGUACGCCGACAACAUAGUGCACCAUAGAGUCCCAGAUGUUCACGUGUGUCUGUGGCUGCCUGGGAGCUGUGGUUUGUUGCCACCACCCAGCGUUGCUAGCCUGAGAACAGAUGAGAAUUCACAAUUUUAAGUGAAUGUAUAUCACUUUCACACCAUUGUAUGGUUGAAAAAUCAUAGGUUGGACCAUCCCAAGUUUUAUUUAACCCAGUAUAUACAGUAUGUUACUCUUCCAACAUAUACUCAUUACAAAAAAUUACUUAGGAGAUACUUGGCCCAUUUGUCCUUAGACUUUAUAACCAGUGUGUACUUUACCUGUAGCACAUCUUCACUUGGACUAACUGCAUGUCACAGGAUAAUCACGUGUGUAGUGACUGGUGUUGGACAUUGCUGUUCUAAAACUACUUAAGAAUGAAUGGUAUGGUGUGUUCAUGAAAACUUUCUGAAUGGGGACUUUUUAAAGAAUUGCUAUUUUAGUUAGCUAUAGGGCUAACUCGCCAGAGAGAAACAGAAUGAGGGAAAGUGGAAAAGCAUCCCCAGGGGGAAUGGCCAUACUGCAGUCCUGUCUCCUCCAUUCUCCUCUAGAGAUUUUGGGGCCCAACACACACAUGCCCAGAGUGGUUUUCAAGCCACACUGGGAAUAGGACAGCACAGUCUGCCGUAUGAGAUGGCACCACCUGGACCACCAUACCUCUAGCUGGCCCUAUAAGCU
Molecule: messenger RNA, 4150 nt
Organism: Tupaia belangeri chinensis (Chinese tree shrew)
Lineage: Eukaryota; Metazoa; Chordata; Mammalia; Scandentia; Tupaiidae
Gene: PANK3
Product: pantothenate kinase 3
Exons: 7
Coding region: 78-1190 (370 amino acids)
Biological process (GO): coenzyme A biosynthetic process
Cellular component (GO): cytosol; nucleus
Molecular function (GO): pantothenate kinase activity; ATP binding
Source: RefSeq, a predicted model, not a curated record